Aspergillus novofumigatus IBT 16806 is the source of this 928-nucleotide messenger RNA. RefSeq lists its product as uncharacterized. Bases 1 to 645 code for a protein of 214 amino acids. The record is from RefSeq and is a predicted model, not a curated record. The transcript has 2 exons. Lineage: Eukaryota; Fungi; Ascomycota; Eurotiomycetes; Eurotiales; Aspergillaceae.
AUGCCUAAUUUGGUUAGUGGUAAUUUAUAUCAACAGUUUCUUAGCGCCCACCUUGCAAAGGCCCAUAGUCCGGAAACUAAGCGCGGGAUUCAGUUACAACGACGUCGAGUCCAGAGCCAAAAGGAUAAGCUGUAUCUUGAGGAACUUAAACGACAACGUGUCCAACAGGGUACUCAAACCGGAAGCAUUUAUGAACAAACCCUCUUCCACUACCACCGACGAGCUAUGCCCGAGCGGGACCUCCUCGCUCAGAUUUUGCCAACCAAGUCAACUAUACGAAGCUCAGCCGGACGGGAGGCUAUGAAGGCGUUGGAAGCAAUCUGCAACCAGUACCGUCCGGUUACCUGUCGAUCAAGUUUACACCCAGUCAAUGGCAGAUGCGUUUGUGGUGAACCAAUAGAUAGGUUUCAUGCCCAUCGCCAAUGGCUUCAUCUCUAUCGUUGCUACCAUAAGAGGCUUCGUCAAAUGAGUGUCGAUGAUUUUGCGGAGUUUUGCUACGAGGGCGACCUGUGGUUCAAUAAUCAGAAUGAAUGGCAUCAGCACUGUCAGGAUCAUCUCAGCAAACCUAGCGAACUACUUUGCUGUGAUCCGAUUAUAUUCCAGAAUUGUCCGGUCAAACCUGGCUACUGCCCUUUGUCUGGGUAACUUAACAUGAGCUUAGGGCCGACCCGACAGAUGUGGGGCGGGUUGGGGGAGGCAGACUUGGCUAUUAUCCAUCCAUCCACAAGCGCUUGUACUUGUUGAGUCGAGGAUUGAGCAAAUGGAAGCCUUGGCAGAGAUACUACACAAAUCUACUGUGUCGGAACAAUCACCUGUUUCAAUUGUUAUAACAACAAGCAUUCAAUCUUCCACUUUUCUUUUCUUCUUUCCCCAGCGAUAUCUUUUGUAUGCUAGUCUUAUAUCAAUUUAGCAACACAGGACUCAGCCC